Molecule: messenger RNA, 525 nt
Organism: Rodentolepis nana
Lineage: Eukaryota; Metazoa; Platyhelminthes; Cestoda; Cyclophyllidea; Hymenolepididae
Source: the annotation of a GenBank genome assembly
AUGAAUGGCUCCCGUUUUCUUCUUUCACUUCGAAUGACUGACACUUAUUUCUCAGCCGAAGAACAAUACGUCAGACAUGCUAUUGCUAGAACUGAACGUUAUCUCAACGAAUGUCGAUGGAUUUGCAAACAUGUGAAACAACUCAAUAACUUGUCUCACUUCACCAUGGGUCAACUCGUCAAGUUCCACGUUGAUGGUUUGACUGAAGAGGUUGUAACGGGGUGGGUAGCUCUACCGUCUUCGGGUAACUCAGAAGCUCAACGUGUUCCAGCUGCAGCUUUGCUCUUAAAUACUGAUGGUGUAGAAUGCCCACUGGGUAGCACUCAUGAGGCCGUCGUCACUUUGGCCAAUCCCGAUGCAGGCAAACUGGAAGUUGCCCUCCUGCCCUGGCUAUUGAAAUCGAUAAAGCAACGUCGAGGUGGUCAGCUUGACAAUUCUGCUAUGCAAGUCCAAAAGGGACAAGUAAUUUCCUCAAGCGUUGUCUCCAUGGGGAACACAAGGGAUAUCGUUGUUGUUGCACUGAAA